UAUGUCAUCAAAAAGUUAAACCUUAAAAAUGCUUCCAACCGUGAGAGGAAGGCGGCAGAACAAGAGGCGCAGCUGUUGUCCCAGCUGAAACACCCCAACAUCGUCACCUACAGAGAGUCCUGGCAGGGGGAGGAUGGCCUCCUCUAUAUUGUCAUGGGCUUCUGCGAGGGAGGAGACCUCUAUCACAAACUCAAGGAGCAGAAGGGCAAGCUGCUGCCUGAGAACCAGGUGGUGGAGUGGUUUGUUCAGAUCGCCAUGGCGCUGCAGUAUUUACAUGAAAGGCACAUUCUGCACAGAGAUCUUAAAACUCAAAACGUUUUUCUGACACGGACAAAUAUAAUCAAAGUGGGUGACCUGGGAAUAGCCAAAGUGCUGGACAACCAGUACGACAUGGCCAGCACGCUCAUAGGCACGCCGUACUACAUGAGCCCGGAGCUCUUUUCUAACAAACCCUACAACUACAAGUCUGAUGUUUGGGCACUAGGCUGCUGCGUUUAUGAAAUGGCUACACUGAAACAUGCCUUUAAUGCUAAAGACAUGAACUCUUUGGUUUAUCGAAUUAUUGAAGGAAAGUUGCCACCCAUGCCAAAGGAUUACAGCCCACAGUUGGUAGAAAUAAUACGAACUAUGCUCAGUAAAAAACCUGAGGAAAGACCUACCGUGAAAAGCAUCCUACGACAGCCAUAUAUCAAGCACCAAAUUUCUUUGUUUUUGGAAGCCACCAAGGCGAAAGCAGCCAGGAAUUAUCAGAAAACAGUAAAUUCUAAACCUAAAGAUCCUUGUUCGGUGGUCUCAGCAAAGAACGAGUCUCAUAGCAUGAAUGUUACACACCAGAACCACUCCUCUGAGCAAGCCAGGAAAUACAAAGUUAAUGAGGAAGAUCGCGUCAUCAAAUAUAAAGGCACCAAAUUUUGUCCCUUAGAGAAACCAGCUGUUGAGUUGGAAACAAAACCAAGCAAUAAUGAUUUGAACAACCUGGGAAAUUCCUUAGCUACCAUUAGCGAAGUGAAUAUUGAUAUCUCUCCGUCUGAAAGGAUGAUGUACGGAAGUGAGAAGUGUGGCAGUGAGCACAAUCCAGAGAAAAGUAAAGCAAAAGAUUUAAAUGUUCCAAGGAAUUCUAAAAUAACAUCCUGUAUCCCACCAAUUAAGGAAGAUGGACGGCAGCAAAGAGCAAAGCAGGCUGUUAAAGCUGAGAGUGUUGAGUCUAAGCAGUCUUCUGUUGAUGCUGUAGAAGAACAUGGUGACACUGUGAAACUCCUGCAGCCUGUAUCAGGAGACCAAAAGCAAACUGACCUGAGCUUGGAUUCUACUGAGAAGCUGCUAGCACCCUUCGUUCCUGUUGUAAUUCAAGAUGACAUCUGUCAUGGAGCUGUGGGAGAUGCUCAAGGAAGAACUACCUCCCACUUGCAGCCUCAUAGUUCUGUCAGUGAACCCUCUCUUUCACGGCAGCGGCGGCAGAAGAAAAGAGAGCUAGCUGAAGUCUGUUCAGAGAAGUUCAGAACAGUUGCUCCUCGGCCUUUACCUCUUCUGUCUGCUGUGAACACAAAGACAGGACGGAGGCGUGCAGAGCAGCAUGGUGCUGAAGCCUCUGAAUCUGUAAAUAGCACCCAAACCAGUCAAGUUGCCGUUUCAAAGGAACGUCCCUUGUCAGCAAGAGAGCGAAGGAGGCUAAAACAAUCUCAGGAGGAGAUGUUUCCCUCUGUGAUUCCAGCAAGACGAGCAUCAAAUAGUGCAGUAGUUGAAGCAAAAUCACAUAUGGAAAAUCAGGUUCAAGUUGCUCAGUCCUCGUCAGAUGCCAGUAUUUCGCAG
Messenger RNA from Apaloderma vittatum (bar-tailed trogon), 1809 nucleotides. RefSeq names its product NIMA-related kinase 4 (gene NEK4). The transcript has 11 exons. Gene Ontology annotation, biological process: protein phosphorylation. The annotation marks the transcript as partial. NCBI's taxonomy places the organism in Eukaryota, Metazoa, Chordata, Aves, Trogoniformes, Trogonidae. Gene Ontology annotation, molecular function: ATP binding; protein kinase activity. The record is from RefSeq and is a predicted model, not a curated record.